AUGUCGAAGAAGGCCCCCACCACAAGGGGCGGUUCUGCACCUCCAGAACAACCGUCAUCUCAGAUACAACAACAGCAAAUUCUUUUACUGCAAAAGCUAUGGACUUCAUACUCUCAAACCACCCCACAACGCCUGAAGUUGGUUGAUGCUUGGUUGAUAUUUGUGAUGCUGACAGGAGUCAUUCAAUUUGUAUAUGUCAUUCUGGCUGGAACCUAUCCUUACAAUGCCUUUCUAUCUGGAUUUUGUGCUAGUGUUGGAAGUUUUGUUCUCGCAGCCAAUCUCAGGAUACAAUCAAAUCCUAAAAAUGCAGAAGAAUUCGGAAACCAAAGUCCUGAAAGGUCUUUUGCAGACUUUGUCUUCCUCUCAAUCGUCCUGUAUGGAUUUGUAAUCAACUUUAUUGGAUGA
Messenger RNA from Synchytrium microbalum, 405 nucleotides. RefSeq names its product dolichyl-diphosphooligosaccharide---protein glycotransferase (gene STT3). Gene Ontology annotation, biological process: protein N-linked glycosylation. The record is from RefSeq and is a predicted model, not a curated record. The transcript has 3 exons. Lineage: Eukaryota; Fungi; Chytridiomycota; Chytridiomycetes; Synchytriales; Synchytriaceae. The coding region runs from base 1 to 405 and encodes 134 amino acids. Gene Ontology annotation, cellular component: oligosaccharyltransferase complex; membrane.